Molecule: messenger RNA, 1080 nt
Organism: Parascedosporium putredinis
Lineage: Eukaryota; Fungi; Ascomycota; Sordariomycetes; Microascales; Microascaceae
Source: the annotation of a GenBank genome assembly
AUGGGAACAGGCGUAGAGCCACCGCUUCAUAACGACUGGCUACAUAGGUUGGCCACGGCCAUAACCCUGAUCACACCUUGCCUGACGGCCAUCGUUGUCAGUCUCCGCGUUGGCGCGAGGGCCAAGAGGAGGAUACUAGGAGUCGUCUCUCUUGCCAAGUCCUCCGUCCUCUUCUUCCUCCUCGCUCGCGGGUCCUCUCGCCUGCCUUUUCGCGUUACUUGCCAUAUCAUCAACGUGUUUAUCCUCCUAGCCAUGGCAACUAUACUCUUUACUACAAUAUUCCAGUGCCUCCCCGUGCGGCGGGCCUGGGAAGGUCCCGGAGUCGGUGCCCAAUGCAUCAAUCGGCCUUUGCUACGUCUGGCCCGCACAUGCUGGACCAUGGCCACGGACGUUGCGGUACUGGUUCUGGCUUUGUGGGCGUAUCUGGAGAGGCGAAUGACCAGGAGCACGCGAGCCGGCAUUGCUGGGGCAUUAGCAAUUGGCGCAGUGGCUUUGGGGGCAUCUAUUGCUCAACUUUACCUCCUCCUCCGGUAUACGGCCUCCGAAGACGCCGGAGCCCCCGGCCGGGUUGGGGCCUUUGUGUGGAUAAUCAUGCCGAUAGAAGCAAGCCUCGUCAUUAUAGCCGCAUCCGUGCCUACUCUCCAGGCUCUCUGUCCGAGCCGAUUCCCACCACCCCUCCCGAGAGUGGAGGAGCCGUCGACGUCUCAGUCAACCUCCGACCACGACCUAUCACGGGACAUCACCAUUCACCACAUACCCAAAGAUGUGUACCCCUCCGAUUCUAGUUUGAUGGCUAAAUCUAUGCGCGGGAUCCGGAGAUCGCUCAACCCAACGGCGACCCUUAUCCGCUUAGACACGAACAUGCCGUCCGUCCCCAUUCGUGAUACCCCGGAGGAACCCCGGGCCAACCUUAGGAUGAGUCUCAGCGUCUCCGAUAGCUCUUGUCCCGGGGGCCAUAGCCGCAGGCAAAAGCCUAGGCUAGAUGCCGCUAGAUCUCCCAACCAAAUCCUCUGCGCGAAGGGGUCAAUGAAGUCGAUGGUCAUUGCCAGCCGCGUCCUGCGACUAUUUGAAGAGUCAUGA